AUGGCGGACGAUACCUCAACUCCCCCUAAAAGAGGAUCCAUAAAAUCAUCAGUUGGAAGUGUUGCGGUUCAGAGGAGACGGGAAAAUGCGGUUAUGGUGGGGAAGGAAAGAAGGGAAGCAUUGGUGCGGACCAAGCGUCUGUGCAGAGUUGGAGUUAGCAGUGAGAAUAAUGUCGAUUUUCCUGCUGUUGAUGAAAUGAUGACCGAUGAAGAACAAUCAGUUCUCGAGGCUCAAACUUUGAAAGCCGUGCAAGAAUUAAAGGACGUCUUCGGAUAUCAGGGAAAAGGAGCAUUGCAGAAAAGAGUUAAUGCUCUUCGUGAGUUAAGGCGGUUGUUGUCGAAGUCUGAAUAUCCUCCAGUUGAAGCUGCCCUUGAGGCUGGAGCAAUGCCUGCCCUUGUUCAAUGUCUUUCAUUCGGCUCACCAGAUGAACAGUUACUCGAGGCGGCUUGGUGCCUCACAAAUAUAGCUGCUGGGAAGCCGGAAGAAACAAAAGCGUUGUUGCCUGCAUUACCGUUACUCAUUGCUCAUAUAGGAGAAAAGAGCUCACUGCCUAUUGCAGAGCAAUGUGCAUGGGCAUUGGGAAAUGUUGCUGGUGAAGGAGACGAAUUAAGAAGUGUUCUGCUAUCUCAAGGAGCUUUGCAACCUCUUGCGAGGAUGAUGCUACCGAACAAGGGUUCCACUGUGAGAACAGCUGCUUGGGCAUUAUCAAACUUAAUUAAGGGACCAGACCCAAAAGCUGCCACAGAAUUAAUAAGAAUUGACGGUGUUCUUGACGCGAUUCUCCGACACAUGAAGAGAGGUGAUGAAGAGCUGGCAACUGAAAUGGGAUGGGUAGUUGUGUAUCUCACUUCACUUUCAGAUGUGGCUACCAGCAUGCUGGCAAAAAGCGAUCUGCUGCAAAUACUUAUAGAUAGACUAUCAUCAUCAAACAGCUUGCAGCUACUUAUCCCGGUGUUACGGAGUUUGGGUAAUCUUGUGGCUGGUGAUUCUUAUGUAACUAAUAAUAUCCUCGUCGCUGGACAUGAGACCACAGUAAAUGUGAUCCAAGCUCUGAUAAAGUGUUUGAAAAGCGAGCACCGCAUCUUAAAAAAGGAAUCUGCAUGGGUGCUAUCUAAUGUAGCAGCGGGUACCGUCGAGCAUAAAAAGCUAAUACACUCAAGUGAAGCUGUGUCAAUAUUGAUACACCUGCUGUUGACUUCACCAUUCGACAUAAAAAAAGAAGUGGCUUAUGUUCUUGGUAACCUCUGUGUGGCCCCUUCGGAAGGUUCCGGAAGGCCGAGUUUGAUCGUCGAGCACUUGGUUUCCCUUGUUGGUGGAGGAUGUCUCGGUGGCUUUGUUGACUUGGUAAGAUCCGUGGACGUAGAGGCUGCUCGACUGGGCCUUCAGUUCUUGGAGCUCGUUCUAAGGGGAAUGCCGAAUGGAGAGGGACCAAAGCUUGUCGAGGCAGAAGACGGAAUAGAAGCCAUGGAGAGAUUCCAAUUUCAUGAGAACGAAGAUCUUAGAAAUAUGGCCAACGAGUUAGUCGACAAGUACUUUGGGGAGGAUUACGGACUUGAUUCAUAG
This is a messenger RNA of Striga hermonthica, 1563 nucleotides long. NCBI's taxonomy places the organism in Eukaryota, Viridiplantae, Streptophyta, Magnoliopsida, Lamiales, Orobanchaceae. The record is from the annotation of a GenBank genome assembly.